AUGGCUGCUGCUGCUACCGCCGCCGCCGAGGCGGGCCUUCAGUAUACUCCCAUCGACGAAAUUCCCAAGAUCGUCUCGGACCUUCGCGCCGCCUUCAUGACCGGCAAAACUCGCUCCAUCGAGUACCGAAAGAACCAGCUCAAGCAGCUCGCCUUUAUGCUCAAGGACCACCAGGACGAUUUCAUCAACUCGCUACAGAAGGAUCUCGGCCGUUCGCGCUUCGAGAGCAUCUUUGCCGAGCUCAUGGGCACCACCAACGAAAUUGUCGAGGCCGUCCACAAGCUCGACAAGUGGGCCAAACCCUCCAAGCCCUGGGCUGGUGCUGCCUGGGCCAUGCACGGCGCCUCUGUCCGCUCCGAGCCCAAGGGUACCGUUCUCGUCCUCGGUGCCUGGAACUACCCCGUCACUGUCCAGAUCGGUCCCGUCGUCGGUGCCAUCGCUGCCGGUAACACCGUCAUCCUCAAGCCUUCCGAGGUGGCUAGCCACACUGCGAAGCUGAUCGCUGAGCUCUGGAACAAGUACCUCGACCCCGAGUGCUACCGUAUCAUCAACGGUGGCAUUCCCGAAACCACCGCCGCCCUCGACCAGCGCUACGAGCACAUCUUCUACACGGGCAACGGCACUGUCGGCCGCAUUAUUGCCGAAAAGGCCGCCAAGUGGCUCUGUCCCACCACGCUCGAGCUCGGCGGCAAGUCGCCUGUCUACGUCGACAAGAGCGCCGACCUCAAGAUUGCUGCUCACCGAAUCCUCUGGGGCAAGUCGUUCAACUGCGGACAGACCUGCAUCGCUCCCGAUUACGUCCUCAUCUCUCCUGAGCUGCAGGACCAGUUUGUCAAGGAGCUUCAGAAGGCCUACGAGCGCUUCUAUCCUGAGCUCCAGGGCGGCGUCAACAACUCGGAAAGCUACGCGCGCAUCAUCAACCCGGGUCACUGGAAACGCCUGACUGCCAUGCUUUCCGGCACCAAGGGCAAAGUCGUGCUCGGCGGUGAAGGCGAUGAGGCGACUAAAUUCCUCCCUCCCACUGUCAUCGCUAACGUCAAGCCCGACGACCCCAUCAUGGCAGGCGAGAUCUUUGGUCCCUUGCUGCCCAUUGUCCCUGUCAAGGAUGUCAGGGCCGCUGUCGAUUUCAUCAACUCGCGCGACCAGCCCCUGGCUCUCUAUCUCUUCGCCGGCGACAGCAAGGUCAAGAAGUACUUCUUUGACAACACCCGCUCGGGCGCGUGUGUUCAGGGUGACACCUUGCUCCACUUUGCCGUCGAUGCGCUUCCCUUUGGCGGUACCGGUCCUUCCGGCUACGGCAAUUACCACGGCAAGGCUUCGUUCGACCAGUUCAGCCACCAGCGUGCCAGCUUGGACGCUCCCUCGACGGGCCUGCUCGGCAAGAUCAUUGAGAUCGUCAUGUCGUCGCGAUACCCACCCUACACCAACGCCAACCUCAACAAAAUGCGUCUGCUCGCCGAAUACUCGGUCUCGUUCAAGCGCCCCUCGAACCCGCACUCGAGUGCCACCGCUUCAUCGGUAAGUCAUCAUCGCUCUUGA
Messenger RNA from Sporisorium graminicola, 1539 nucleotides. RefSeq lists its product as uncharacterized. Bases 1 to 1539 code for a protein of 512 amino acids. Gene Ontology annotation, cellular component: cytoplasm. Gene Ontology annotation, molecular function: aldehyde dehydrogenase (NAD+) activity. NCBI's taxonomy places the organism in Eukaryota, Fungi, Basidiomycota, Ustilaginomycetes, Ustilaginales, Ustilaginaceae. The transcript has a single exon. Gene Ontology annotation, biological process: aldehyde metabolic process. The record is from RefSeq and is a predicted model, not a curated record.